Messenger RNA from Ochotona curzoniae (black-lipped pika), 538 nucleotides. It is a transcript of the gene KCNE5, whose product is annotated as potassium voltage-gated channel subfamily E regulatory subunit 5. Gene Ontology annotation, cellular component: membrane. The transcript has a single exon. Gene Ontology annotation, biological process: potassium ion export across plasma membrane; ventricular cardiac muscle cell action potential; membrane repolarization during action potential. NCBI's taxonomy places the organism in Eukaryota, Metazoa, Chordata, Mammalia, Lagomorpha, Ochotonidae. Bases 110 to 538 code for a protein of 142 amino acids. The record is from RefSeq and is a predicted model, not a curated record. Gene Ontology annotation, molecular function: potassium channel regulator activity; transmembrane transporter binding; delayed rectifier potassium channel activity.
CUAUCGCUGUCGCCGGUCACUGCUCUCUGCUUUCUCCUUCGCUCGCCUCCCCUUGCCCAGGGGAAAGGUCAGCACCGACCUGGAGCCACCGUGCCACUCCCUGACAACCAUGAACUGCAGCGAGAGCCAAGGGCUGAGAACCCUCUUGAGCCGCUUGCUGCUGGAGCUGCAUCACCAGGGCAAUGCCAGCGGCCUGGGCACUGGCCCUGGCCCGAGCAUGGGCAUGGGGGUUGUGCCUGACCCCUUCGUUGGCCGCGAGGUGACCAGCGCCAAGGGAGACGACGCCUAUCUCUACAUCCUGCUCAUCAUGAUCUUCUACGCCUGCCUGGCCGGAGGCCUGAUCCUGGCCUACACCCGUUCCCGCAAGCUCGUCGAGGCCAAGGAUGAGUCGUCCCAGGCCUGCUCUGAGCACGAAUGGGCUCUGGGAGGCGCCCCAGCCGCCGAUGCGGAGACUGCCGCUGGCUCCUCCACCGAGGGCUGCAGUCAGAUCGCCUCCGGGGGGCUGCCAGCCCUUGCCCAGGGCGCCGAGCGAGUCUAG